Molecule: messenger RNA, 963 nt
Organism: Eucalyptus grandis
Lineage: Eukaryota; Viridiplantae; Streptophyta; Magnoliopsida; Myrtales; Myrtaceae
Product: NAC domain-containing protein 83
Exons: 3
Coding region: 1-963 (320 amino acids)
Biological process (GO): regulation of DNA-templated transcription
Molecular function (GO): DNA binding
Source: RefSeq, a predicted model, not a curated record
AUGCAGAACACAAUCUCAGAAGUAACAAGGUCACUCCCUCCCGGAUUCAGAUUCCAGGCCACUGAUGAGGAGCUUCUGUUGGACUACUUGAAGCCCAAGAUUCUCGGACAGCCCGACGGACGCCACUACGGCAUGAUACCGGAGAUUGAUGUACUGGAAUUCGAACCUUGGCAAUUGCCCUCCCUGUUCGGUCACAUGUUCAGCGGUAAGGAGCUGUUUUUCUUUUGUCACGUUAAGCGCAAGUACUUGAACAGCAACCGCUCCAACCGGACAACCAAAGCCGGUUAUUGGAAACCGACCGGCGAGGUGCCCACCAUCGUGAGCGAGGACACUGAGGCAAAGAUAGGAAUCAGGAAGACACUAGUGUUCUAUGAAGGCCGCAUGCCCAAAGGCACAAGGACUAACUGGUUGAAGCACGAAUAUCACCUAAAUCCCAAGUGUUUGGGAAACAAUCACGCUGAAAAUGAGAUGCUGCCUUAUGUGGUAUGUCGGAUAAAGUACAAAAAGGACAAGAAGCUGAUGAAGGGUCGUGCUCCGACGAUCAGCCCUGGAGGCUAUCCAAACAGCGCUUUCACAAACACUAACAAUGUAUCAGAGACCCCUAUGAAUCAAGAAGAGGACCAUUUGAGCUACUGUAACUACCCCAACAAUGAAGCUGCUGAGAACCGUCAAGCUGUUGAUGCUCAACCUGAGAUGUCAGUGGAAGAGUUAAUGGAAUCGCUCCCUUCAUCUCAACCACUGGAUGGCAAUUUAUCAUACUACAACACCACUCCAGCCUAUCAGCCCCAGGCAGCAGCAGGGGAAGGAUCAUCGUCCUUCUUUGAUUUCUCACAUGACAACGAUGGCAAUGAGUUUGGCCACGGGUACAUGCCAUCUCCAUACAUCAAUUCCAUAUUAUUCCGGUUUCACUGUGCAAUGUCUGAGGACUUCUCUACUACAAUGUGCGACAAUGGUCGAUCAUAA